This is a messenger RNA of Ceratotherium simum simum (southern white rhinoceros), 4762 nucleotides long. It is a transcript of the gene UACA, whose product is annotated as uveal autoantigen with coiled-coil domains and ankyrin repeats. NCBI's taxonomy places the organism in Eukaryota, Metazoa, Chordata, Mammalia, Perissodactyla, Rhinocerotidae. Gene Ontology annotation, molecular function: actin binding. The record is from RefSeq and is a predicted model, not a curated record.
AGACAGUUUUUUCAUGCACUGCAGCGUCUGUGUUGCAGUGCUGAGGCGGCAGGAUGCAGAGUGCUGUUCAAGUUUUUCGGUGGAGUCCCUAAAAGGGACAGCUUUGAAACACAGCUUCUAAAGAAUAAGAAAUAGGAGGAGGUACAGUACCUGAUUUGGGACUGCUCUUAAUCAAGUGCUGCACAGCAAGGAAGAUAAUUUUCAAGCGUUAUGAAGGCGGAGAAGGAUCCCGAAGACGAAGAAAAUAUUGUUAGAGAUCCAAGCUAAGUGUAGCACAGCAUGAAGAUCGUAGAACAGGAAGAGCUGUAAAGAGAGGGACGGAGUUACUUGUUAGGAGUUGGUCUCAGGGCUUGCUUUGUGAGCUACAGAGAUUUGUAACAACGCGAAGUGGUUUGCUGUUAGCAACAAGAAGCUAAAUCCUGUCUAUGAUGAACUGUUGGUUUUCUUGUGCUCCUAAGAACAGACAUGCAGCAGAUUGGAGCAAAUAUGAUGACCGAUUGAUGAAAGCAGCAGAAAGGGGAGAUGUAGAAAAAGUGUCCUCAAUCCUUGCUAAAAAGGGAGUCAGUCCAGGCAAACUAGAUGUGGAAGGCAGAUCUGCCCUUCAUGUUGUGGCAUCAAAGGGGAAUCUGGAGUGUUUGAAUGCCAUCCUUAUACAUGGAGUUGACAUUACAACCAGUGACACUGCCGGAAGAAAUGCUCUUCACUUGGCUGCGAAGUAUGGACAUGCAUUGUGUCUACAAAAACUUCUACAGUACAAUUGUCCCACUGAACAUGUGGACCUGCAGGGCAGAACUGCACUUCAUGAUGCAGCUAUGGCUGACUGUCCUUCUAGCAUACAGCUGCUUUGCGACCAUGGGGCCUCGGUGAAUGCCAAAGAUGUAGAUGGGCGGACACCACUUGUUCUGGCUACUCAAAUGUGCAGGCCAACAAUAUGUCAACUGCUGAUAGAUAGAGGGGCGGAUAUUAAUUCCAGAGACAAACAAAACAGAACUGCUCUCAUGCUAGGUUGCGAGUACGGUUGCAAAGAUGCAGUAGACGUCUUAAUUAAAAAUGGUGCUGAUGUAAGCUUGCUGGAUGCCCUUGGCCAUGAUAGUUCUUACUAUGCAAGAAUUGGUGACAAUCUGGACAUUCUAACCUUAUUGAAGACUGCAUCGGAAAAUACCAACAAAGGGAGAGAACUUUGGAAGAAAGGACCAUCUUUACAACAGCGAAAUUUGACACACGUGCUAGAUGAAGUAAAUAUGAAGUCAAACCAGAGAGAGCAUCAAAACAUUCAGGAUCUGGAGAUUGAAAAUGAAGAUUUGAAAGAGAGGUUGAGAAAAAUUCAGCAAGAACAGAGAAUAUUAUUGGAUAAAGUCAAUGGUUUACAACUACAGCUGAAUGAGGAAGUAAUGGUUGCUGAUGAUCUGGAAAGUGAGAAAGAAAAGCUGAAGUCCCUUUUGGCAGCUAAAGAAAAGCAACAUGAAGAAAGCCUGAGAACUAUUGAGGUUCUGAAAAAUAGAUUUAAAUAUUUUGAGAGUGAUCAUUUAGGAUCAGGAAGUCAUUUCAGUAACCGAAAAGAAGAUAUGCUUCUUAAACAAGGUCAAAUGUACAUGCCAGACUCACAGUGUACUUCCCCAAGUAUGCCAGCCCAUAUGCAAAGCCGAUCCAUGUUAAGACCACUGGAGCUAUCAUUACCCAAUCAAACCUCAUAUUCCGAAAAUGAAAUUUUAAAGAAAGAGUUAGAAGCAAUGAGAACUUUCUGCGAUUCAGCAAAACAAGACCGACUCAAGCUCCAAAACGAACUGGCUCACAAGGUGGCAGAGUGCAAAGCUUUAGCCUUAGAAUGUGAAAGGGUCAAGGAGGAUUCAGAUGAACAGAUAAAGCAAUUAGAAGAUGCAUUAAAAGAUGUGCAGAAGAGAAUGUAUGAGUCAGAAGGUAAAGUGAAGCAAAUGCAGACGCAUUUUCUUGCCCUUAAAGAGCACCUCACAAGUGAAGCAGCGACAGGGAAUCACAGGUUAACGGAGGAACUGAAGGAUCAGCUGAAAGACAUGAAAGCAAAGUAUGAAGGUGCUUCAGCAGAAGUGGGAAAAUUAAGAAACCAAAUCAAACAAAAUGAGAUGUUGGUAGAAGAGUUUAAGAGGGAUGAAGGCAAGCUGGUAGAGGAAAAUAAGCGAUUGCAGAAGGAGUUUAGUAUGUGUGAAAUGGAGCGAGAGAAGAAAGGAAGAAAGGUUACAGAAAUGGAAGGCCAGUUAAAAGAAUUGUUAGCAAAGUUGGCCCUUUCCAUUCCUACAGAAAAGUUUGAAAACAUGAAGAGCUUAUUAUCAAAUGAAGUAAAUGAGAAGGCAAAAAAAUUAGUGGAGAUGGAAAGAGAAUAUGAAAAAUCACAUGGUGAAAUUAGACAGUUAAAGAGAGAACUUGAGAAUUCUAAGGCCAAGCUUGCUCAGCAUGUCAAACCAGAGGAACAUGAACAGCUCAAGAGCAGAUUAGAGCAAAAAUCAGGAGAACUUGGGAAGAAGGUCACUGAAUUAACAUCAAAAAAUCAGACGUUACAAAAGGAAAUUGAAAAGGUGUAUCUGGAUAAUAAGCUCCUUACCCAGCAAGUACAUAACCUAACAAUAGAAAUGAAAAAUCAUUACGUUCCUUUAAAAGUUAGUGAAGAAAUGAAAAAGUCACAUGAUGUAAUUGUUGAUGAUUUGAAUAAAAAGCUUUUAGAUGUCACACAAAAAUAUACAGAAAAGAAGUUGGGAAUGGAGAAAUUGCUAAUGGAAAAUGACAGCUUAAGUAAGAAUGUUAGCCGCAUGGAAUCUGUGUUCGUACCUCCUGAGAAACAUGAAAAAGAGAUAAUGGCUCUGAAAUCCAAUAUUGUUGAACUUAAAAAACAGCUCACUGAACUUAAUAAAAAAUGUGGGGAAGACCAAGAAAAGAUAUAUUCACUCAUGUCUGAAAAUACCAACUUGAAAAAGACUGUGAGUCAUCAAUGUGUGCCAGUUAAGACCCACGAAGAGAUUAAAACUGCAUUGAGUAGCACAUUAGAUAAAACUAACAAAGAGUUAUUAGAUGUGAAGAAAAAGUUUGAAGAUAUAAAUCGAGAAUUUGUAAAAAUAAAAGAUGAGAAUGAAAUAUUAAAAAGAAACCUGGAAAAUACUCAGAACCAAAUAAAAGCUGAGUAUAUCAGCCUAAAAGAGCAUGAGGAAAAGAUGAGCACUGUAGGUGAGAGCCUGAAAAAUGUGCAGGCUAACAGUGCUGAAAUACUGGCUGACUACCGAAAAGGCCAAGAAGAGAUUGUGACGCUCCAUGCUGAAAUUGAAGCCCAGAAAAAGGAACUUGACACAAUACAUGAAUGCAUUAAGCUAAAAUACGCUCCGAUUGUCAGCUUUGAAGAGUGUGAGAGAAAAUUUAAAGCAACAGAGAAAGAACUAAAAGAGCAGUUAUCAGAGCAGACACAGAAGUAUAAUGUCAGGGAAGAAGAGGCCAGGAAGUACAAGCAGGAGAAUGACAAGUUAAAGAAGGAGAUUCUCACUCUGCAGAAGGAUUUAAAGGAUAAGAGUGUGCUCAUUGAGAAUUCACAUGAAAUGGAAAGAACAUUAAGCAGAAAAACAGAAGAGCUGAACAAACAGUUAAAAGACCUGUCACAGAAACACACAGAAGUAAAGAACGAGAGAGAGAAGCUAAUAGAAGAAAAUGCCAAACAGACUUCUGAGAUCCUUGCAGCACAAACUCUUUUGCAAAAACAGCAUGUUCCAUUGGAACAGGUUGAGGCCCUGAAAAAAUCUCUUAAUGGCACAAUUGAGACUCUAAAGGAAGAACUGAAGAAUAAGCAAAGGUGUUAUGAGAAAGAGCAGCAGACUGUGACCAAACUGCAGCAGAUGUUGGAGAAUCAGAAGAACUCUUCUGUGCCCCUGUCAGAGCAUUUGCAGAUUAAGGAAGCCUUUGAGAAAGAAGUUGGAAUCAUAAAAGCUAGCUUGAGAGAAAAGGAAGAAGAAAGCCAAAACAAAACUGAAGAAGUCUCCAAACUCCAGUCUGAGGUUCAGAAUACUAAACAAGCAUUGAAAAAACUAGAGACUAGGGAGGUAGUUGAUUUGUCUAAAUAUAAAGCAACGAAAAGUGAUUUGGAGACCCAGAUUUCCAACUUAAAUGAAAAAUUGGCCAAUCUGAAUAGAAAGUAUGAAGAAGUAUGUGAGGAGGUUUUGCAUGCCAAAAAGAAGGAACUAUCUGCCAAAGAUGAGAAGGAAUUACUACAUUUCAGCAUCGAGCAAGAAAUCAAGGAUCAGCAGGAACGAUGCGAUAAGUCCUUAACAACAAUCACCGAGUUACAGAGAAGAAUACAGGAAUCGGCUAGACAAAUCGAAGCUAAAGAUAAUAAGAUAACCGAACUGCUGAAUGAUGUGGAAAGACUAAAACAGGCGCUCAGUGGCCUUUCACAACUCACCUACACGAGCGGGAGUCCCAGCAAGAGACAGAGCCAGCUGAUCGACACCCUGCAGCACCAGGUGCAGUCCCUGCAGCAGCAGCUGGCUGAUGCCGACAGACAGCACCAAGAAGUAAUUGCAAUUUAUCGGACACACCUUCUUAGUGCUGCACAGGGUCACAUGGAUGAAGACGUGCAGGCAGCCUUACUCCAGAUCAUACAAAUGCGGCAGGGGCUUGUGUGCUAGCGGUCAGCGCUGGCCAGCCAGUGUCUGCUUUCCCUGCUGGGGCUGAGCGUUCUGUGUGCACCUCCAUGGCCUUUCUGGCCUUACUGUGCUAGUAUAAUUAAAAUAAAAUAUAUUUUGUUCCAUCA